AUGGAGGCACCAGAGACAUUUACAUGUCCUCCUGUUGCAGUGUCCGGAGAUCGGCGAGCAGAUGGGAGGACGUCGUACACUGCACGCGGGAGCUUUAGGAAUGCGAAAGCCCUGCCUCAACCAUCCUCACGACAUCCCGGCGCACUUCGCCAGGGUCCUUUGCGCCCUUCAGCAAAAGGAGUGGCUCCUGGACGUGGGCCAGCUUUGAGAGCACGGGGGACCCCGGGCUUGCAGCAAGGCGUGCCAAUUGCAGCCUUUGUGAACAUUGCAGACCUGAUUCAGCAGACCAUUGCGUACCACAAUGUGCGAGAUGUUUGUUCGUUAAAAGCAUCUUCGCGACAGCUUCGUGAUACAUGCUCUGGGGAUGCAUUUUGGGAGACUUUGUAUCGGCUGCGAUGGCCACUCGAACGGGAGGUGCAGAUGCUACCGGACGCUGGCUGGCGCCAGAGAUUUGUGGAACGGUUGCGGCAUGCACGUGAAACUUUCAUUCGCAGGAGCUUACCUGCUCUUAUGCGGAAAUCCAGGCGCAGGGAUGGACUUCCGGACCUUCGCAAGCUGCACGAGGCGCUACGUAUCCGAUAUAGUAUGUCCAUUCAUGCACGAAAUGCCCCUGCGGCUCAUCUGGAAUUCAGUCAAACAUCAACUCAGCCGUUCGAUUCGGCGGUCUGCUUGAGGUGCAGCUUUGCAUCUUUACAAGUCUUGUGCCCCUUUCGACUCCGUUGUGUUGGGCGUUCCUCUGCCAUCGGACGAGAGGAAGUUCUGCUGACAGCCGAUGUGGAUCUGGAUGCCUGGGGAGAUGCGUUCGUUAACGGCGAGAUCAAAUUUGUUCGGAGUCCUUGUGGAAGGCUUCUCUUGGCUUUCUGGACAAGCAGCAAAACCCUUGCAGGCAUGUAUGUGAACUUGACUUACAAGCACAUAUUUCAGUCACUGUGGCCGGACUGUGAAGCUUGGCGCAGUCUAGCAGGACGUCCUGGUUCCGAUGAUCUAGACUCCUUGUUGGGCCUGCACGGCUAUAGUCUGCUGCUCACCCUUCGAGGGGCAAAGACCGAGUGCUUUGCCAAUACAUUCUACAAGGUUGCAGCAUUCGGGCUCGGUCGCGGCAGAGCCGGCUGUCUCGGCAAUGUUGCUGUGAAGAGCGCACCAUGUGUUGUGCAAACGCAGCAAGAUCUGGCCACUUCUCAGCAAAACUCGCAGGAGAAGAGCCGUCCAAGUGCAUAUUGUCCUGGGCGGCGCCCAGACGCGAAAUUCCAUGCAGAGGUGUGCCACUUUGAAGUUCUUGCUCCUCACGAGUCCGGGCACCAACCGCCGUUUCCAUGCGUCCGGCAGCCAGGCAUUGUGUUCCAGACAGCGGCCUUCAAGUCUGUCUUGUCUGAACAUGUCUUUGUCGAUGCGACCGUCUUUGACGAGCAUGGUCACAUCUUCUGGUCAGUGACUUGCUUGUGCGCCAUGACUUCCGUGUGCCCGUGCGAGUCAUCCAUGCUUGAAGAUCGGCAUGUGCAGGUAGACUUUGAUCGCCAGGUAGACUUUGAUCGCGGAGGCGGGUGCCGUGGCACGAGUCAGGUUCAAUGGAUAUGUGUUGCAGAUCGCGGUGCUGCGCAUCUUGUGCUGCAGUUAGAAGGGGGAGUUGCGCAGCAAGCAGACGAAUACGAAGGACUAGGCAGUAAGCUGCUUCAGCCUCUUCCACGCCUGAAUGCCAUUUCUUGGCAUCCAGAGCGUGGUUUUGUAGACAAUUGGUGGGGAUCGUCCUACGCUGCCACAGAUAGUUCCGCCGUGACGUAG
Molecule: messenger RNA, 1779 nt
Organism: Symbiodinium natans
Lineage: Eukaryota; Dinophyceae; Suessiales; Symbiodiniaceae
Source: the annotation of a GenBank genome assembly